CAAAUGCGGUUUUCUACAUUUCAGAAAGCCGUGUCUAUGGAGACACAGAUACUCCUGUUCUUGUUCUUGUUCUUGUUCUCAUCGUAUGCUAUCACAGCAAUCUCAGAAAGGUUUGAUCAAUCUUCUCCUUUUCCCAGCAACUUUCUCUUCGGCACUGCUUCUUCUUCAUACCAGUACGAAGGUGCUUACUUGAGUGAUGGCAAAGGGAUGAGCAUCUGGGAUGUCUUCACUCACACACCAGGUAGUACAGAUGAUGGAAGUACUGGUGAUGUUACGGUUGAUCAAUACCAUCGGUAUCUGGAGGAUAUAGAUCUAAUGGAAGAUCUCAAAGUCAACAGCUACCGGUUUUCAAUUUCAUGGACAAGAAUUCUACCAAAAGGUAGAUUUGCAGAAGUCAACUUGGCGGGUAUUAACUACUAUAAUAGACUUAUAGAUGCGUUGCUACUCAAAGGGAUCCAACCGUUUGUAACAUUGUUCCACUUUGACUUCCCUCAAGAACUUGAGGACAGAUAUGGAGGUUGGCUAAGUCCCCAAUCACAGGAAGAUUUUAAAGUCUUUGCGGACAUAUGUUUUAAAUCCUUUGGUGACAGAGUCAAGUAUUGGGUAACCUUUAAUGAGCCAAAUCUUCAAGUCCCACUUGGUUACCGUGGAGGUAAAUUCCCUCCAUGUCGUUGCUCUGGCAACUUUGGAGAUUGCAGAGAGGGAGAUUCGGAGAGGGAACCCUUUGUGGCAGGCCAUAAUAUUAUCCUAUCACACGCAGCUGCAGUUGAUAUUUAUAGAAACACAUACCAGACUGAGCAAGGAGGGAAAAUUGGCAUUGUCAUACACACUGACUGGUUUGAGCCGUACAGCAAUUCCACAGCAGAUAAAUUGGCUACUGAAAGAGCACAAUCAUUCAGCGUCAACUGGUUCUUGGAUCCAAUCAUAUUUGGUGAGUACCCAAAAGAGAUGGAGAUGAUUCUAGGAACUAUCUUACCCAAAUUUUCCAGUAAUGACAAAAUGAAACUGAAUAGAGGACUGGAUUUCAUUGGUAUCAAUCACUAUGCAAGUUACUAUGCCAAAGACUGCAUAUCAUCAGUGUGUGAAUCUGGGCCUGGAAUCACCACAACAGAGGGUUCAUAUCUACAAACUGCACAAAAAAAUGGUGUCCCAAUAGGAGAGCUUACUCCAUUUGAUUGGCUCAAUAUUUACCCACAAGGAAUAACGAAAACUGUUACCUAUUUGAAAGACAGAUACAAUAACACUCCAAUAUUCAUUACCGAGAAUGGAUAUGGCAAUUUAUAUGAUCCAAAUCACACCGAGGAAGAAUAUCUUAAUGAUUUUAAGAGAAUAAACUACCUGUCUGGACAUUUAGAUAACCUGAUGGCAGCAAUAAGGGAAGGAGCAGAUGUGAGAGGUUACUUUGCCUGGUCCUUGCUCGACAACUUUGAGUGGAGAUAUGGGUUUACAGUGAGAUUUGGACUUUACCGUGUUGAUAAUGCCACACUCAAGAGAACUCCAAAAUUAUCAGCAAGUUGGUACAAACAUUUCAUUGCAAAGCAUAAAACCGAUAGCAUUAUGCCCCAACAACAUGACAGGGAAAAAGAGAAACUGGAACAAACAAUUCAAGGCAAAUACCAAGCUUGGAACCACCUCAUUAACAUCAUUAAACAAUUCAAGGCCUUCUGAAACCAUCUCUUUAACAUCAUUAAUCAAUAAUCUGGGGAAUUCACAUGCAAUCAAGUAUUAGACACGUACGGAUAUCAUUUACACGGUUGAUUUUGCAUUCUUAUCUACAUUCUGUUCGGUGUAGUUUCUUUCUACCGAUCGAGUGGCACAGCUAACAUGCAAAUGUUAGCAGAUUAUACUCUGUCCACUUACGAUAAUUAUCAAGUGUAAUACUUUGUUAGAGAGUUGUGGGAUUUAGUAUUUCUGUAAUUGUUAGGAUAUUAAUAUUCUUAAAGUUUUUUUCGUCGCUUAUUCUUUUUGG
Gastrolobium bilobum is the source of this 1969-nucleotide messenger RNA. Its product is annotated as beta-glucosidase 46-like. Gene Ontology annotation, biological process: carbohydrate metabolic process. Gene Ontology annotation, molecular function: beta-glucosidase activity. The record is from RefSeq and is a predicted model, not a curated record. Bases 4 to 1668 code for a protein of 554 amino acids. The transcript has 12 exons. NCBI's taxonomy places the organism in Eukaryota, Viridiplantae, Streptophyta, Magnoliopsida, Fabales, Fabaceae.